CUAGCUUCCUGUCAUAUUGAUUAACACCUUAGCAAAACGAACGAGUGCUCGGCAUUUGCAACAAGCAACUGCUAAUUUGAAAAGAAAGAGGUACGCCUCACACGUAAUACCUACAACUCGCCUCCAAAUGGCGCCUCCAAGAGCGUACUCUAUAACCACAGCGGUGUGGUUGUUACUCGGAUCAGCAACCUUAGUAUCAACCGCCUAUUAUUACUCGUCGCGAAGGACCAAAACUCUGAAAUAUCACGAUGGUUCUACCAGACGGAUGUCAGAAACAAUUCAAGCGGUGUCAAUUCCUCGUCAACAGAUUCCUCUGGCCCGAGCGCUUGGUACCUUGACCCCUAUCGCGUAUGGUGAACCUUCCAAAACAGUGUUCCCGACGUUCCUUCGUAAAAAUGAAUCUGAUGAUAAAACCAUGACUGAUACCGUAUUGACAUCCUUUUUUGACUCGGCUCGAUCUAUGACUUCCGUUACAUGGUCCACUCCUUCACUUCCAACAAUGGAUGAUAUCACAAUGAAGAUGUCGGAGCUGUACCAAGCCUUUCCAGAACAGAUCAAGAGCUUACAAGAAAGUUACACCAGAUUUUGGGAAUUGCUUACCAUGGAUGAAUUUCGUCAGAUGAUGGAGGAAGUGUCUAAAGAAGAGGAAAAUGCGGACAAAAAUCCAGAGAUCCUAUUAGACGCAAGUGUUAGAGAAGGAAACACAUUGUCUAUGGAUGAACAAGCGUUUGUGAAUGCUCGAAAACGCAACAUGGUGGAAAGUUUUGCAAAAUUCAUUGGCGUUGAUCCUGACGAGGUCCAUGAGGACGAUUUGCCCGUUGUGGGCGUUGCAUCAAGUGGUGGUGGAUAUAGGGCUAUGAUUGGCAAUGCUGGUUAUCUAAUGGCCAUGGAAAAGACAGGCGCUUUAGAUUGUACUAUGUACUGCGCAGCUGUUUCUGGAUCGACUUGGACUUUAGCUCAAUAUUUGAGCCCUCUAACAAAAGCAUCGUCGGAAGAUCUAUUGUCCCAUUUGCGUACCCAUGCGCAAUCACAUGUGGUUAACAUUGGUCGCUUUCUCGGGCUAAUCAAUAGUUCGGAACAAAAUGCCAAAGCUGUUAUGGAAGGUGUUGUUCAGCGAUAUAAUCAACAAGGAGAGUCCGGAAAGAAAACAGGUCACGAGGAAAACAAUAAGACCCCGGUGGAUGUUGAUGUAAUGUUACCCGGAACUGACCAGAAGAUUUCCAAGCAAAGGCAGUAUGUCAAAGACGGCCUUCGUCCUAUGCCAAUCUAUUGCGUGGUGAGGCAUGCCAUCCGCGAAAAUCAGAGCAUUACCGACAGUGUAGAAUCUGAGAAUGAGUCGAAUGAAAAGCCAGAAGAGGGAAAGCAUAAUAAGGUUGCUGAUUCAAAAGUCGAAGAGCUACCAACUGUCGCUGAUGAAGGAAACGAUUCUAGCUCUACAGAGGAAGAACUUGGCCCAACCGAGAAAGAAGUCAGCGAAGAACAAGAUGUAUACCAAUGGUUUGAGUUUACCCCAUUUGAAGUUGGUAGUGAGGAAUUAAGUGCUUGGAUCCCCACCUGGGCAUUUGGAAGAACGUUUGAAGCUGGAAAGGGCAAGAAUCGAUGCCCUGAACAGAACCUUGGGAUAUUGUUAGGAACAUUUGGAUCCGCCUUCACAGCUACGCUUGCACACUUUUACCAAGAGGUCAGGGGAUUGCUACCAAUGACAGCUCUCCAAAAAGCCGAUAGUACCAUAAAGCAAUACGAAGAAUCCGUUACCUCCAUACAUCCUAUCUCCCCAGCUUCCUUCCCAAAUCCAUUCUACAAGCUUCCACCCACCCCUCCUGUAGCUGACCCCGUCAAUGUGCGAUCAGAAAGCAUCAUUAAUUCUCCGGAUUUGCGCCUGAUGGAUGCUGGCAUGGACAAUAAUAUACCAUUCUAUCCUCUGCUUCGCAACGGGAGAUCGGUUGAUGUUAUCAUUACAUUCGAUUUGAGCGCUGACAUCCAGGCUGCUCCUCACUUUGAGCGUGCUGAAGGUUGGGUAAAACGGAGAGGCGUCCAAGGGUGGCCAAUCGGUGCUGGUUGGCCCAAGAAAGACAUCGAAGUUGAAACUCAACAAGAGGACGGUGGAGCAGAAAACAUCGAUGCUGAAAAGGAGAAGGAAGUCCAUGGAACUAAAUUAGUAAACGAAACGGAGGAGUUGAAAGAGAUGAAGCAAGCUCAAGAAGACACCAUCUCGCAUGCCAGAUCUCCUUCCCCGAAGAGCAAAUACAGGCUUGGUCAUUGUACAGUUUUUGCAUCCAGUGCCAGUGAAACUACCAUGGAUGGUAAUGGAAAGGAUGAAGCUGACAACAACAGUGGCACAACCAUAUACCGUGAAGAUAUCAACCCUAUUACCGUAAUCUACUUUCCAUUAAUUGGUAAUGAUCGCUAUGAUCCAGAUUAUGAUCCACAAGAAAACGAUAUAACGACCACUUGGAACUUUGUGUACUCUCCAUCGCAAGUCAGCAAGCUUCAUGGCCUAGCUGAAGCUAAUUGGACUGAAAAUGUUGAACAAGUUCGGCAAGUUCUUAGAGGAGUAUGGGAACGUAAGAGGAAGCAAAGAGAAGCGAACGAGCCUCACACCAUAAACGAUCAAUUUUCGAGCCCUUAGUUGAACGCGACUAAUUACAUACAUCAUACAAUACACGCUGCAUGCCAUAGAUCUAGAUAUUAACUAUAUAAUUAUUGUAUCUCAAUAAAUUUCAAUACCGUAACAGUAUCAUAA
Umbelopsis ramanniana AG is the source of this 2743-nucleotide messenger RNA. RefSeq lists its product as uncharacterized. Gene Ontology annotation, cellular component: cytosol. The coding region runs from base 128 to 2629 and encodes 833 amino acids. Gene Ontology annotation, biological process: glycerophospholipid catabolic process. The transcript is spliced from 7 exons. Gene Ontology annotation, molecular function: A2-type glycerophospholipase activity. The record is from RefSeq and is a predicted model, not a curated record. NCBI's taxonomy places the organism in Eukaryota, Fungi, Mucoromycota, Umbelopsidomycetes, Umbelopsidales, Umbelopsidaceae.